Molecule: messenger RNA, 864 nt
Organism: Aspergillus terreus NIH2624
Lineage: Eukaryota; Fungi; Ascomycota; Eurotiomycetes; Eurotiales; Aspergillaceae
Gene: coq4
Product: ubiquinone biosynthesis protein COQ4
Exons: 2
Coding region: 1-864 (287 amino acids)
Biological process (GO): ubiquinone biosynthetic process
Cellular component (GO): mitochondrial inner membrane; mitochondrion
Source: RefSeq, a predicted model, not a curated record
AUGUCGAUCCUAGGACGGCGUGGAGCCGCCAUUGUCGCCCGCGAACUUCCCUUACCGGCGUCCUCAUCGUCAAUCCUAGCCUCGCAUCCUCGAGCCUUCUCCAUCUUCAGCCGUCCGCAGCCCAAAUACCCCGGCCAUGUGCCAUUGAACGCCAUCGAGCGCGGUGCGCUGGCCGUGGGCUCCGCUGUGGGAGCUCUGAUGAACCCCCGGAGAGCUGACCUCAUCGCAGCGUGCGGCGAAGCUACCGCAACCCCCUACUUCAUCUACCGCCUCCGCGACGCCAUGCUCUCCGAUCCGACGGGCCGCCAGAUUCUCCGCGACCGACCACGCAUCACCUCCACGACGCUCCCGCUGCCAUACCUUCGCUCGCUGCCGGAGAACUCGGUGGGCCGGACCUACGCCGCCUGGCUCGACCGCGAGGGCGUGUCGCCCGACACCCGUGAUGAGGUGAAGUACAUCGACGACGAGGAGUGCGCGUACGUCAUGCAGCGGUAUCGCGAGUGCCACGAUUUCUACCACGCUGUGACGGGGUUGCCGAUCUUUGUCGAGGGUGAGCUCGCCCUCAAGGCGUUCGAGUUCCUCAACACGCUGAUCCCCAUGACGGGGCUGAGUAUGUUUGCGGCCGUCCGGUUGAAGCCAGCGGAGAGGGAGCGCCUGUUUUCGAUCUAUUUGCCCUGGGCGGUGCGCAGUGGGCUCGGCAGUAAGGAGCUGAUCUGUGUCUACUGGGAGAAGAUCCUGGAGAAAGAUGUGAAUGAGUUACGGAGGGAAUUGGGGAUCGAGAGACCGCCUGAUAUGAGGGAAAUCCGGCGGAUGAUCCGCGAGCAAAAGAAGCGGGAGAAGGAGCGGUUGAAGCAGGCGGAGUAA